Molecule: messenger RNA, 1049 nt
Organism: Vicugna pacos (alpaca)
Lineage: Eukaryota; Metazoa; Chordata; Mammalia; Artiodactyla; Camelidae
Product: olfactory receptor 10J1-like
Biological process (GO): G protein-coupled receptor signaling pathway
Cellular component (GO): membrane
Molecular function (GO): olfactory receptor activity; G protein-coupled receptor activity
Source: RefSeq, a predicted model, not a curated record
GUCUCUGUGGUGUUGAAUCUUUGCUCUGGACCAUGUGUUCAUCAGAGGGCAGGGUAGUCUUUGGUGCCAAGAGAUGGUGCUGACUUUCUCUUUGUCUUUCAGACCCGAACUCUUCAAUGAAGACUGCCAACCACACAGAGGUAAGACAGUUUAUUUUCCAAGGCUUCUCAAGCUUCCAAGAACAUCAGCUCACACUCUCUGUGGUGUUUCUCACCCUGUACAUUCUAACUCUGGCUGGCAAUGUCAUCAUUGUGACUAUUAUCCAUAUUGACCAUCAUCUCCACACCCCCAUGUACUUCUUUCUAACUGUCCUCUCCACAUCAGAGACUUUCUACUCCCUGGUCAUCAUUCCACGCAUGCUUUCCAGCCUUGUAGGCCUGAGCCAAUCCAUUUCCCUGGAGGGCUGUGGGACCCAGCUUUUUUUCUUCCUUGGCUUUGCCAUCACCAACUGCCUUCUGUUGGCAGUAAUGGGAUAUGAUCGCUACGUGGCCAUCUGCAACCCACUUCGUUACUUAAUCAUCAUGAACUGGAGGGUCUGUGCCAUGCUGGCAUCCUCAGUCUGUGCCGCAGGGUUCUCACUCUCACUGGUUCAGGCUGUGGCCAUUUUCAGACUGCCCUUUUGUGACUCACUGAUUGAGCAUUUCUUCUGUGAUGUUCGACCUGUGUUGAACUUGGCUUGUGCUACCCCAAUCAUCAAUGAUAUCCUGACCUUAAUUAUCAGCCUCUUGGCCAUCACAGGCCCUGUCACCUUCCUCUUCAUCUCCUAUAUCCUCAUUAUUUCUACCAUCCUCAAGAUCACCUCAGUUGAGGGCCGGAAGAAGACCUCUGCCACCUGCGCCUCCCACCUCACUGUAGUCAUCGUCCACUAUGGCUGUGCCUCCAUUGCCUACUUCAAGCCCAAGUCAGAGAACACCAAGGAUCAGGAUCAGCUGAUCUCAGUGACCUACACUGUUAUAACACCUUUACUAAACCCUGCUGUGUAUAGUCUAAGAAACAAAGAAGUCCAGGAUGCUCUGCAGAGAGUGGUGGGUAGGAAAUUCCUUACCUAA